Rhagoletis zephyria (snowberry fruit fly) is the source of this 2226-nucleotide messenger RNA. Its product is annotated as deoxyribodipyrimidine photo-lyase-like. Gene Ontology annotation, molecular function: deoxyribodipyrimidine photo-lyase activity. The record is from RefSeq and is a predicted model, not a curated record. NCBI's taxonomy places the organism in Eukaryota, Metazoa, Arthropoda, Insecta, Diptera, Tephritidae. Gene Ontology annotation, biological process: photoreactive repair.
AACAAUUGGGAUUUAUUUUUGGAAUUCUCCUGAAGAGAAAAAAAGGUUUUUGAACGAAAAAUAUGUUGUUGCUUUCACAUGCAAAAUUCUUCUUUAGGCGACCGGAACUGCAACAUAGCGAGCAUAUAAGUGGUGAAUUGAUGACGGCUGAAGUAGCCUCCGCUAGAGGGCUACUGAUUUCCUUCCAAUAUGACCGGAAAUGGAUAGUUAUUACAGAUAGCUAUCGAUUGCAAAACUUUUGUUUACAAUUUCCCACGCUACACUUGUUGAUAACUUAUUAUCGAUAGAUGGCCUUGCAUUUCUCGGUCCCCAUAGACACCAAUGCAAAUCGAAUGCAUUUCGAUGAUUUCAUACAAAACCCAAACAAAACUUGUGAAGAAUUUUUUGCUGUGGAAAUUUGUAAUUGAAAAUUAUUUAACAUGAAGCGCGUCAAGAACACCACCAGCAAAACUGCACAGAGCAAGAAAGCCAAAGCUAUUUCUUCAAAUGAAAGUGAUGGCGGCAGUUCACCGCUUCCCGCAGUUAGUGAGGAACGAGAGAAGGCAGCUCCGAGCACGCAGUACAUCGAUUCUUUGCAGCAGCGUCGUUUGGACACAGCAGACAGCACCUCUGAGUUUCAAUUUAAUAAAAAACGUGUGCGUGUGCUUAGUUCUGUAAAGGAGGUAAGUGAAUCGCGGUCCGGUGGGGUACUGUAUUGGAUGUCACGCGAUGCACGCGUUCAAGACAAUUGGGCAUUUUUAUUCGCACAACGCUUGGCUUUAAAAUUGAAAUUACCGCUUCUGGUUGCCUAUUGUCUCGUGCCGAAGUUUGUAAAUGCUACACUACGCCAUUAUAAGUUCUUAUUGGGCGGUUUGGAAGAAGUAGAGCUCGAAUGUCGCAAACUACAAAUACCUUUCCAAUUAUGCUUAGGAUCGGCCGUAGAAUGCUUGCCAAAAGUGGUGCAAUCGCAAAACAUCAGUGCCGUUGUGUGUGAUUUUACGCCGUUGCGCGUCCAAACACAGUGGGUGGAACAGGUGAAAGCGGCGCUACCUGCAGACGUACCUUUCACACAAGUAGAUGCACACAACGUCGUACCACUAUGGGUGGCCUCUGACAAGCAAGAAUAUGGAGCUCGUACUAUACGUGGAAAAAUUAAUUCAAAACUAUCGGAAUUUCUCACCGAAUUUCCACCAGUAAUUAAGCAUCCUUACAAUAAGACCAUAAUGGCAAGCAGCAAGCAAGUAGAUUGGAAAGCGGCUGAAGCAUUCUUGCGGUGUGAACGUUCAGUAGAUGCUGUAGAAUGGGCAAAACCGGGCUACUCAGCGGCAUGUGACCAAUUAAAAAGCUUUUGUACAAAGCGUUUGCGCAUAUUUAGCGAAAAGCGCAAUGAUCCAACCAUAAAUGCCUUAUCUGGACUCUCACCAUGGUUUCACUUUGGUCAAAUUUCCGUUCAACGUUGUGUUCUAGAGGUAUUGCGUCACAAAUCAAAAUACAAAGCAUCUGUUGAAGCCUUUUGCGAGGAGGCAAUCAUUCGUCGUGAAUUGGCAGAUAAUUUCUGUUACUACAAUGAACAUUAUGAUAGUCUGAAAGGCCUGCACGCCUGGGCGGCUAAAACACUUGAUGACCAUCGCAAGGACAAGCGCAGUCCUUCUUACACACUAGCCGAAUUCGAGCAGGCGCGUACGCACGAUGAUCUUUGGAAUGCUGCACAGAUUCAGUUGGUUCGCGAAGGCAAAAUGCACGGAUUUCUGCGCAUGUAUUGGGCGAAAAAGAUAUUGGAAUGGUCUGCUACACCCGAAAUGGCUCUAGAAACCGCCAUUCUUUUUAAUGAUAAAUAUAGUUUAGAUGGACGAGAUCCGAACGGCUACGUAGGUUGCAUGUGGUCAAUUGGCGGUGUGCACGACCAAGGUUGGGCCGAACGACCAAUUUUCGGAAAAGUGCGUUACAUGAAUUAUAAAGGUUGUCAACGAAAAUUCGAUGUUGCUGCCUUUGUAGCGCGUUAUGGUGGCAAAGUAUAUAAAUCAAAAUAAAAGUAUUUAUUGUUUUAAAAACAACUACAUAGUAGUACCUAGGUAGUCCUCUAAGCUGUUGCUUGAAUUGUUUUUGUUAUUAAAUCCCAUUUACUAAUAUGCACGCCGAAUCUCGAAGAAACAUCUACAUACGUACCUACAAAAAUUUGAACCUUUCAAUCUAAAAAUAUUUUUGUACACUAUUUUUAUAAAUUUUUGUCUUGUGCUAUCAGAAACU